AUGUACGACAAUGUAGAUCCGGCUGUUCUUCCGCUCGGAAUCUUCUUCUUCUUCUGUUCCCUGGUCGGAGUCGUCGGCAAUUCCAUCAUGAUCAUUUGCUCAAUUGUGACCAAGUACAGAAGGAUUACUGUCGAGAACGUUACAAUAUUCAUUCCAGAAGACUUCGUUCCCCGUGUCACUUUCUAAUUUCUGCCACGUGUCUCAUCGACGCACUCCACAUCAGCGGACAGUUCCCGUUCUGUUUCCAACUCUUCACAGGAUGUACCUGCUCUUCCGCUUAUACACUUUUGUCUUUAUUUUCAGUGACCGCUUCCCAAUCCCAAUGUUUCUUCAUUCUCUCGAUCCCGGUGAUCGGACUCACUGCCGGCGGUCCUCUGAUCCUCGCGAUGGGCAUCGAUCGGUUCGUCGCCGUCAAGUUUCCCACUUCUUACCGUUACUACCAGCAAGCGCCAGUUAGGUACAUCGUUAUCCAGUUGAUCUUUCCCAUUCUGUAUACGAUUGCCUUCUUGAUUUAUGGGUACACCGAAAGAGACACAGACGAGUCUAAGUGAGUUGCUAAGUGAACCUGUUCAUCUUGAAGUUCCGUUCAGCCAAAUCACGUGUGCGAAUCCGUUGGCUCUGAAUGGACGGGCUUUCCAGGUGUACAACUACACAAGUGGCCUACUUUAUGUUGUGAUCUUUUUUCUCUACUUCAAAGUUUACUUUUCACUCAAAUCCAACAAAACUAGUAAGCUUUCUCGGCGUUUUCCGAGUUCAUAACGUCAAAAAUUUCGAGGCUCUCGCUUCAAAAAAGUGUUCCGUUCGAUCGGAGUGACCGUAUGCUUCGUGCUGUUCGGAUGGAUGACAACUACAAUCGCAAAUGCGUCCUCCUACGCCGUCACCGACGAUCUGAACGUUGCCCAUCUCAUUCAGAUGUACGCUGGAAUCGCGGUCAACUUUGCCGCCGCCUCAAAUGUGUUCGUGUUCUACUCGAUAAAGUACGACUCGACCCGAAGCAGCUCAAUAGUUAGUCGAUAAUUUUCAGUUCCGAGUACCGUGAAUCCAUUAAUGCAAUGCUUGGAAUCGGCAAAAAGAGCGGUGUUUCUCACACGGAAACAUCAACGACCCAAGAAGCGGCGGCACCUCAUUCGUCCGGCCGAUCAAAGUCCAUUUCUGUGCUGUCAUUGCCAAAGUUCUUGUCUUCUUCGAAAAUAUCUCAAAGAAGGAUGACUCUUGUUUAA
Messenger RNA from Caenorhabditis sp. 36 PRJEB53466, 1220 nucleotides. The record is from the annotation of a GenBank genome assembly. Lineage: Eukaryota; Metazoa; Nematoda; Chromadorea; Rhabditida; Rhabditidae.